UGCGGCUUCCCACACAGCUCCCCAGUUUCUUCCUCUACUCUCUUCUAAGGUGGCCGAAAUGAGCAGCUGAUGAAGGGGAGCAAAGGUGGUGACAAAGACGUCAACUCCAAGAGCGCGCAGACUUCCGGAUAAUGAAGCCUGCCAGCUGCCUUCUCUGGCCCAGGCGCCACGAUCGAGCCUGGAGAGAUCGAUGCGCGGCAACUUUGACCCCUGCAGGCUAGACUAGAGGCACGAGGAACUGAGGACUCCUCCACCCAGGCCACCCCGCCCAUCCUACCCCGUUUCCUCCUGUCCCGCCCAGAGCGAAGGGCGCUGAGUGUUCCGUGUAUUUAUCCAGCCAUCCAAACUCCCCUCUGGUGUAAGCAACAUGGCCGGGGAGGAUACGGACGUUUUCUUCCGAGCUCGGAACCGGACCCUGGACGUUUUCCCAGAAGAAAAAGAGCUUCAAUGGAAAUCCCCCUUCUACUUCGUUCAGGGAGCAGAUCCACAGUUUGGACUGAUGAAAGCCUGGUCAGUUGGUGACUGUGAGAAUGGUGGUGAUGAAUGGGAAGAGGAGAUGAAAUUAACCCAACAAGCUGUACAAGCUAUUAACAAGCUCAGUCCCAAACCUAAAUUCUUUGUUCUGUGUGGUGACCUCAUACAUGCUAUGCCUGGAACUCAAUGGCGGUCAAAUCAAAUAAAGGAUUUAAAGGAAAUUCUUAAGGCUGUCGACAAAGAAAUCCCAUUGGUAUUUGUCAGUGGAAACCAUGAUCUUGGUAAUGUUCCUACAUCAGAAACUAUAGCUGAAUAUUGCCAGACUUGGGGAGAUGAUUAUUUCAGCUUUUGGGUUGGAGGAGUACUAUUUCUUGUCCUGAAUUCACAGUUGUAUGCUGAUUCCUCUAAGUGCUUGAACUUAAAACAAGCCCAAGACCAAUGGCUUGACACUCAGCUAGCUAUAGCAAAACAAAAGAUGUGCAAGCAUGCCAUUGUGUUUCAGCACAUCCCUCUUUUCCUCAAAAAUGUCAGCGAAGAAGAUGAUUACUUCAACCUAAGUAAGCCAGUACGUCAGGAGUUAGUGGACAAGUUCACCAAGGCAGGCAUUAAAGCUGUAUUCUCUGGACACUACCAUAGGAAUGCUGGUGGACUCUGCAAGGACCUCGACAUGGUGGUAUCAUCUGCAAUAGGAUGCCAGUUAGGUGAAGAUACCCAUGGGCUCCGUGUUGUGGUGGUCACAGCUGAGAAGAUUGUCCAUCGCUACUACAGCUUAAAUAAACUAAGUAAUGAAGGAAUAGAGAAAGAGCUGAUGGAUAUGAUCAAGAAAGAGUAGCCAUUUUCCUUUAAUGCCACUCAUUUUUCACUCACAGCAACACUUCCACAGAAUAUGUACCUGAAACGCAAUUGCUGAGCCAUUCGCGUCUGUGAUUUGGAGGUACGUAUGCAUAAAAAUUAGCGCUGCACUCUCCUGCAUGACAGAAUGGAAGAGAAUUCAACGCAUGAUCACUGUCAUUCGAAUCUUGCUUGCUUGCUUGCUGCUUGAAGAAACCAGCCUGAGGAGGUGUUUCUUAACUCGUUUAGAGUAGCCCAUUAUCAGUGAUUCUCCUUAAUUCUGACCAGGCCCAGCUCUGAUCCUCGAGAACAAAUGAUUCAAACUGCUGAUGUGACUAGACAUGUCAUCUGUAAUAAAAAAAAAAUGUUCUUGCUUUCUUUUUUGGUGAAAACAAAUGUCUCUGCCUCUUAUUAGUUCAAAGAAACACGUAUACCUACCAAAACAGAGCUAGAAAACCCACCUGUAAUAAGUUCUGCCUAUUUUAGUUUACACAAAUCAGACCUUGAACAUGCUUGCCUUGAAGCUAGGCAAGCUAUAUUUUUUCAUGUAAAUUGGCAUGUACAUAAAAGGGGCAUCAGGAAAAAGUAGACAAGAAACCUCCAUUGCAAAAGCACUUAGCAGCUGUGUGGAGCGGAGUUCUGGGGAGGCUGGUAUCCCCGGAUCACUCUAAUGAAAGACAAGAGACUCGAUAAGAUGCUGGCCGAGCUCGCGUGGUGUUUUUCAGGGGUGGGUCGGGGAGAAGGGAGGGCCUAGAGUGAGGGAGCGACUGUCUGGAGAGACCUCGCAGAAACAGUGAACAUGAAUGCUCAAAUUAACUCAGAAUUUAUGGGGUUCCAACACAACGCGAUCUCCUCCUUGCCACCCUCUGAGUGUGAUGUAAUACUUUGAUAUGUUGGAUUUCUUUAUCUUUAACCUCCGUAAGUUUUCCCAACGCUUCCAAGUCUACGGGAAUAUUCCUUACAUUUGCAAUUUCUCAGUUGAGUCAACAUUUAGGCCUGUCCAAGGUUUUUCAGGCUGAAACAUUUCUUGGACUCUAGUCACCGUUUCCACCUUUCUUGGGAUUCAGUAAUCAUUUCUCAGAGCAUGGAGUCAAGAUUAUAACUUGUAAGUUUUGAGAUUUAUCUCCUAGACAUGAGGACACCCAAACUUCCCGCAGGAAAGAAGAAGAGGUGGGGGCAGUCUUAGCCACAUUUGAAGAGUAUAUUAAAAGCCUAUAUGUACGUAUUAACAUAUAUGUGAAGCUGCUGGUGAGGGGGUUUCUCUCUUCUUCUUAAGGAGAGAUUGGUAUCUCCCUAGUAAAGGGCACCUGACUUUCACCGAUCUUCUCUAGGAAGCUGCCAAUCUGAUUACUAGUACUAAUCUAUGUGUCCUGGAGAAUAAUGCACAGUUUCAUCCCACCUAUUUAUGCAAUAUAGAUGAACAAAUUGUCUCUAAAGCCUGACUUAACUCUAUUGCACUCUGACUCUGUCCACAUAGUCAAAGGGAAAUAGAGAGUUGGGGCAGUAACCAAGGAGCCAGGAAAAAAUUAUUUUUAGGAAAAAAGCAAUAUUUGUACCACCACAUUGACUACUAACUGUUUAAUUGUUCUUGUUCUAAUUGUUCACAUUUCUAUUGGCAAAGUGAAGUGUAUUAUUCAAAGUAGGCAAUUUUUUAAAAUGGAAUUUUACAAAUAAAUGAACUUAAUUUUAUUGGGAGAACCCAGUGAUUCCUGAA
This is a messenger RNA of Monodelphis domestica (gray short-tailed opossum), 3019 nucleotides long. It is a transcript of the gene CPPED1, whose product is annotated as calcineurin like phosphoesterase domain containing 1. Gene Ontology annotation, molecular function: hydrolase activity. The record is from RefSeq and is a predicted model, not a curated record. NCBI's taxonomy places the organism in Eukaryota, Metazoa, Chordata, Mammalia, Didelphimorphia, Didelphidae.